Messenger RNA from Procambarus clarkii (red swamp crayfish), 644 nucleotides. RefSeq names its product NADH dehydrogenase [ubiquinone] 1 beta subcomplex subunit NP15.6 (gene NP15.6). Lineage: Eukaryota; Metazoa; Arthropoda; Malacostraca; Decapoda; Cambaridae. The record is from RefSeq and is a predicted model, not a curated record.
UUCUCUUGUGUUGUCCUCCACAGCCAAGAUGGCCGCCUUCACACGGCUCGCUACAUCUGCGCUCCGGCUCAACAAUGGCUUAUUUAGACCCAACGCUGUCAGGGUCGUGGGCAUUUCCACAUCCAAGAAGAAUAAGGACACCAUAACCAUCGCGGAUACCCUGGUUGAGCAGGAGAAAAGCAAGACGGAGACCGCAGUUCCCACUAGCAAGAAUUGGAUUAGUUGGGGAUUCAGUUAUGAAUCUGAAACCGAGGACAACACACUUAUGCACCUGUCCUUCCUGUUUGGCGUCACUCUUUGUUUAGUCACUACAGGCUUCUAUUGGGCUUACCUCCCGGAUUACAGGAUGGUGAAUUGGGCACAGCGUGAGGCCUACUUGGAAUUGCGUCGGCGGGAAGAACUAGGCCUCCCACUCAUUGAUCCCAACCUUAUUGAUGCUGAGAAGAUGGAUCUACCAUCUGAUGAAGAUCUUGGCUCGACAGAGAUCGUCAUUUGAGUAUAUUUAUAUUGCAAGUUGAGUUAGGUAUUAUGGUGUGCCUAUACAUUAAUUUAUUUGCAUUUGAAAAUAAUGUAAUUAAAAAUGGGAAAUUUUUUGUUCUGGGUUUGUAAAUAGAAAUUUAUUUAGAAUAAAUAUACCGCGUGUU